GUUUUUGGAGAGAUUGCAGAAGGGCUGGACACAUUGAAUAGGAUAAAUGAAGCUUAUGUGGAUGAGAAGGGCAGGCCAUUUAAAAAUAUCCGAAUCAAACACACUUACAUAUUGGACGAUCCUUUCGACGAUCCUGCCCAGCUAAGCGACUUGAUUCCAGAUGCCUCACCUGAAGGGAAGCCAAAAGAUGAGGUUGAAGAUGAUGUGCGACUAGAAGAUGAUUGGGUGCCAAUGGAUGAGCAACUGGGUAUACAAGAACUCGAGGAGGUUCUGCAUGCAAAAGAAGCACAUUCCCGAGCAGUAGUACUUGAAAGUGUAGGAGACAUUCCUGAUGCUGAGAUAAAGCCUCCUGACAAUGUGCUGUUUGUUUGUAAAUUAAAUCCAGUUACUGAAGAUGAAGACCUGUAUACAAUCUUCUCACGCUUUGGAACUGUGACAUCUGCUGAAAUUAUUAGGGACUUCAAGACUGGGGAUAGUCUCUGCUAUGCUUUCAUUGGUAAGUUUAAGAUUCCAUAAAAAAAUUGUGAGGUA
Messenger RNA from Nicotiana attenuata, 531 nucleotides. RefSeq names its product peptidyl-prolyl cis-trans isomerase CYP59-like. Gene Ontology annotation, biological process: protein peptidyl-prolyl isomerization. Gene Ontology annotation, cellular component: nucleus. The record is from RefSeq and is a predicted model, not a curated record. The annotation marks the transcript as partial. Gene Ontology annotation, molecular function: RNA binding; peptidyl-prolyl cis-trans isomerase activity. NCBI's taxonomy places the organism in Eukaryota, Viridiplantae, Streptophyta, Magnoliopsida, Solanales, Solanaceae. The transcript has 6 exons.